CGUAAUUUUGGCCAAAAAUUUAAACAAUCUCAAACUUUACAAGAUUUUAGGGUGUGGACUUGAACUUAAAAGAACCUCUGUAAUUGAAUUUGUGAAAUGAGUUGAGGGCCGUAUGGUAUCAGCUGUGGGCUGCGCAGUUCACGGGAGAAUCCUACUUUUCACAAAGAGGACAUCGACAAAAACAGUGAUUUAUUUAGGAAAAACAAGGAAACAUGUUGCGAUCUUACAUCCUGAUGGUAUUACUCUGCUGUCUUCCUAUAGCAGUUGGCCUGCGCUGUUACACGUGUCUGUUCCCGGCCAUCUCUCCUCUGGACUGUUUUAAGUUUCCUCAGGAGUGUCCGGCCGGUCAGCGCUGUCUCUUCAGUGAAGCCACUGGACGACGAGGAGCUCUUACAGUGACCAUGUAUGAGAAGAGCUGUGCAGUGCCCUCUCAGUGUGGAGUGAGUGGACAAAAAUAUUCCAGCGGCUUGUACUUCAACUACACCAACCUAUGCUGUGACACCGACCUGUGCAACAGCGCCCCGUCUGGUUGGAGAGUGACGGUAUUCCUGAGUCUAAUGCCUGUCCUGGGACUCCUGCUCUACUGACAACAUGAAAAACAACUGGCAAA
Messenger RNA from Boleophthalmus pectinirostris (great blue-spotted mudskipper), 610 nucleotides. RefSeq names its product ly6 domain containing, pigment cell (gene lypc). The transcript has 3 exons. The coding region runs from base 213 to 587 and encodes 124 amino acids. NCBI's taxonomy places the organism in Eukaryota, Metazoa, Chordata, Actinopteri, Gobiiformes, Gobiidae. The record is from RefSeq and is a predicted model, not a curated record.